Molecule: messenger RNA, 1215 nt
Organism: Striga asiatica
Lineage: Eukaryota; Viridiplantae; Streptophyta; Magnoliopsida; Lamiales; Orobanchaceae
Source: the annotation of a GenBank genome assembly
UCUCAAUCAAUUUUAAAUAUAAUGAAAGAUAUUUAACACUGUAAUUUCAUCUGGAUUGGGAACGAGUGAUUUCAUUCCACUGAAGAUAUUUCAGUACAUUGAAAUCCACUGCCAUAUCUGAUCUCUCCCUAAAAACCCUAAUUUUCAAUUUCAGUAGAAUCUUGGGUUGGAUGGAGGAGGCACCUACCAUCAAAUGCAGGAAAUUAACUAGGCACUCGAAGAAUUUUUGCGGUCCUCAUAUCAAUAAUCUUGACGAUGGCUGUCUAAUGCUCAUUUUCAGCUUCCUCUCCCCAAUCCCAGAUCGGUAUAACUCUGCCCUCGUUUGCCGCAGAUGGAAGUUCCUAGCUUGUCACCCUCGUCUUUGGUUGCGAGUAGAUAGGUCGGUCAAAGAUCUAUCUUUACCUGGAGUUUACCCAAGCAUUGAGAUAGCUGUCUCUGCAGCAAGGCCUGGGGACACUAUACUGAUUGCAGCUGGGGGCAUUCACCGCACUUCUGAUAUUCAAAUUAAAAAGCCUCUGUGCCUGAUUGGUUCAGGUGACCUCCCUGAUGAUACCACACUAAUCUGCUCUCGUGGCUCUGAGAGUGCACUGGAGUUUUUGUCGACAUGCAAAUUGGCUAAUUUAACCGUGAGGGCAGAGCUCGGCUGCUGCCUGCUUCAUAGGAGUGGGAGGCUCACAAUCGAUGGCUGUAUACUUCAGUGUGAGUCGAACCCUCUGGACCAUCUCUCUCAUGCCAUUGUGACCACAGCAACUUCGCCUGAUGGGAUUUCGCCUAGGCUAAAGAAUACUGCUGAUUGUGUUACUGUAAUGCGGACGAGGAUUGAAGGUGGGGCCAAGGCUGUGUUGACUAGUGGGACCCUCUCACUUCAGCAUGUUAGGGUGAUAUACACUCGUACUUCUCUGUUUUUCUGGUUCAAUGUGGAGCAUAGAUGAAAUGUCGCGUGAACCUUUUUUCCUUUUUUCUCAAGUUUUUAUGUUACUAUUGUUCUCUCACGACUUUAUAUUUUAUGCUUAGCAUUGUGUCGUCUCGUUUGUAACUUUCCGUACUCAAGUGUGGCUGACAUUGUUGUAUAGUAAGUAAUAUUUAAUAAAUUCCCCGUGUUGGUUAGCAGAACUUGUUAAUGAAUGUGAUUGCGUUGCCUUGUCUCUGUUCAUUUGUCAGUUCACAGUUAUGUUGACAGUGACUUGAAUAUCGUCUUCAUUCCAUACUUUUGGC